UCACUAGAGAUUAUUACAUUAAAGCGUUUACAACUACAAAACACUAUCAUCUACGGGUGCAUUAUGCAAAUUACGAUAGUUUCGUUAUUGUCAGUGAUUUGUUCACAAUUGUGCAUGGCUAUAUACACAACUGAUUACGUUCACCCAGAUGCUGGAUUAAACUCUAAGGAGAUUAUACAAAAAUAUGGCUACCCCUUGGAGGUCCACACGAUUGAAACUGAAGACGGAUACAUAUUGGAAACUUAUCGAAUACCUCAUGGAAAACUCAAUGUAACGUCAAAAUCACAGUUCCCCGUUCUUCUCGUGCCAGCACUACUUUGCACGUCGCUAAUUUACUUAAAUUUAGGUCCUGGACUUAGUUUGGGAUUUAUGUUGGCGGAUGAAGGUUAUGACGUUUGGCUUGCAAACACAAGAGGGACAAGGUGGUCGAAAAGGCAUAAAUUCUUGGAUCCGGUUCGAAAUGAAAAGAAAUUUUUUGACUACAGCUUUCAUGAGGUUGGAAUAUAUGAUAUUACUGCGAACAUAGAUUAUAUCCUGAAACGGACAAAUUUCAACAAAUUGUUCUACGUUGGUCAUUCUCAAGGAACUAUCUCAUUUUUUACUAUGUCUGCCACAAAACCUCAGUACAAUGAUAAGAUAGCAUUAAUGAUCGCGUUGGCACCCGUCGCCUACGUUUUCAACGUACAAAACCCCUUAAUUUCAUUUUUUAAGUAUAAUCUACCAAAAAUCCAGAAAUUAGCCGAAAAGAAUCGAGUGUACGAACUGCUUCCGUACUCACCCUUAUUAGCUUCAUUAGGUAGCCUGCUAUGCAACGACUAUGCUGUGACUCAAAUAUUUUGUGCAUCCAUCGUUUACUUUCUUGGAGGAUAUAGUCCUAAUUUUAACACGACUGCACUUCCAGCAAUAACUAGUGAAUCUCCCGCUGGAACUUCAACGAAGAUGCUUUUCCAUUACAUUCAAUUGGCUAUAUCAGAGCAAUUUCAAAUGUAUGAUUACGGAGUAGAAAAAAAUUCAAAGAAGUAUGGUACCAAAACUCCACCAAAGUACAACAUUAGUGAAAUCACUGCACCCAUCGCACUGUACUAUGGAGGUUCGGACGGCCUCUCCACUCGCUCUGAUGUAGAGCUACUGAUAGCUCAACUGCCAAACCUAGUAGAGAAACAGUUUAUUAAGGAUUACAGUCAUUUGGAUUUUCAAUGGGCAAAGAAUAUUGUUCCUGUUCUACAUAGUAAAUUGAUAGAAAUAGUUAAGAAAUAUUCCAAGACAUAAAAGACAUUACUCUUCGCUCUAGAAUCUCUAGAAUAGGAUACUAAAAAUUCAAUUAGUCAAACAUAACACCCUUAAAAUUCUUGGUUCGCUGUUUUGUGUUGCUGAAUGCUCUGUUCAGAUCGCCUGUAUGUAUCUACUCAAAAUUAUUACAUGACUACUGCCAAUGUUCGUUUUUUUAACUUGCUGAAUACUUCGACUAGAUCACCCCUAUCCAAACUAACGGCGUGGGUACUCUUUCCCCGGCUGCGUAAAUACAUUGUUUACCACGGUACAGACGGCUUGGCCUCUGUACCGCAGUAUAGAAUGUUCCUGAAAUUACUCACAAAUCUCAGCUACAUUCUUUACUGUGCUGCAGACGAAUAGUCAGUGGUGUGCCGAAUGCGGCUAGUUCUUUCUUUAUCGAAAAGCGAACAUAC
This is a messenger RNA of Photinus pyralis (common eastern firefly), 1685 nucleotides long. Its product is annotated as lipase 1-like. The coding region runs from base 64 to 1269 and encodes 401 amino acids. Gene Ontology annotation, biological process: lipid metabolic process. The record is from RefSeq and is a predicted model, not a curated record. The transcript is spliced from 7 exons. Gene Ontology annotation, molecular function: hydrolase activity, acting on ester bonds. NCBI's taxonomy places the organism in Eukaryota, Metazoa, Arthropoda, Insecta, Coleoptera, Lampyridae.